GGUAAGAUAAAACUAUUGGAGAUUCGAGAGGGGGGCUGUUACUAACUGUGAGCUUCAAUAAGCCUAUUUUCUCUCUCUCUCUCUCUCUCUCUCACUCUUUCUCUCUACAAUUCCUUAAAUAAGCUUGUUGAUUUCUUCACUGUGCGUGUGUGUGUUUUAUUUUUAUUUUUACAAUUUAAAUACAUGAAAGAAACGAAGAAGAGAUGUCUAUUCAGUUGAAAGAGUCUUUGCAAUCGUUACGACGAAUAGGCGUAAUCAAACCCUUACGAAUUCGUCAACUUGAGAGAAGCAGCUCAUAUCCAAUUCAUUCAUUUAUUCGAGGAAAACCACACUACUUUCCGUUUUGUACACCAUCAUUUCAUGAAAUGUCUUUUAUUUUACCAUCAACUUUUCUUCGUGUAUAUACAACUUCUACCGCAUUACCAUCUUCACCUUCUAUAGACGAUCAUUCUAUUUUGACAGAUCAAACUACAAAAGUAAACAAAGAUAAACAGGAUACAUCAAAGUCACAGGACGAUCCACAACAACAACAACAAGUAGAUCCAGAACCGAAAGAAAUGUCAACUAUUAAGCAUUUUGAACAAUUGAUAACAACGAUUAUCAAACAAACCCAUGACACACCGGAUGCUUCUAUUCAUUGGAACGAAAUUGUUCACACAUUUGAAAAAUCAAAAACAAUGAAUCUACAACCUUCGCCUACAAUGUACUUAUCCACCAUGACAGCAUAUAGUCAUUUAGAUAAUUUGGAGAAGGUAAUCCUAACAUUCAAGGAAUACAAGCAACAUUACCGGUUAAAGUCAAAUGCUUAUACACUUUAUAUGUCAGCGGUAUUGAAUUGCAGCAUAUCAGCAACCGCAUUUCGAAUACUCCGAGAUAUUAAAAGUAAUCCGACCAUCAAUUCAAAAGAGAAAUCACAAUGUCUUGCUCAGUUUGUUCCUGUUUAUUGUUCAUCGAAUAAGAAAAGUCAUUUACAAAUGGCCAUCAGGGCCGCAGAAGAAUUAACCCGAAUCGUGCCAUCUUUAGAUGAUUGGGAUAGUGAAGCUAUUCCGCUAAUCACACAGUCACUAUGGGAUAGUUAUUCUAAACUGUUAAAGUUGCCGCAUGCACCAAUUACUCCUAUAACAGCUGAGACAUUUAUAUCGACGUAUAUUGAAAAGUCAUCCUUUAUCAUUGCCAAGACAAAGUACCAAAGCAGCAAAGAUGUCCUCUCAUCUCAGCUAUUUACUUUAUUUAACUUAUUAUGCAAUCAGCCUCAUUUCGUGCCUACUACAAGGACAUGUAAUCUUAUCUUGACACUGAUUGAUUCCAAUUAUGGUGAAGUAAAAUCAAUAUUGGCAAGUAUGCAAAGGUUAAAUGUGAAACCUGAUUCAGAGACCAUUUCAAUCCUUUUACGUUUAUUUGGAUCCAAUUUGUCUACUCAUCAAAUAAAGAAACUCUAUCAAACGUUAAGGCAACAAGAUUCAGUUGACAAUAAAGUCAAUCCAAGUGUAUAUAAAACAUUUAUUCAGGUAUUUACUCAAGAUUCGGCCAAUUUGACUCAAGCGCAGAGGGUAGUUUCGGAUAUGAAAGAAAGUGGCGUUGAGUUAGAUGAAGGGUCCUUUGUAUCUAUGGCUCAUGGGUUUGUUAAAGAGGAUGAUAUUGCAAAAGGCUGGAACUGGUUACGGAAAUCAAAUUGCGACGUUUUAGAUGCUUAUGCGAUCCUAAUGGAGGGAUGGUUAGAAGGAGGGCAAUGGAAUGAAUGUAUCAUUCAUUAUAAAAUGUUACAGAAUCAAUUUGGAUCAGAUAGAGUUGAAAGGAAUCGUCGUUUAGUCAAGUCAUUAUUAAUGGCCUAUUUCUCUGAUAAUAAUUUCAUAGCAUCUGAUGCAUUGCUUACGUCAGGACUAAAGAUCAAGUUCACCCCUAACACCAUCAUACGAAUCGUAAACAACUUGAUAAAUUUCAAAACCAAAAAUGGGCACCCUUUAGUCCCAGGAUCACAAAUAGUGAAAUCGUUAAAGAUGAUGGAAUGCAAUCUUCAUGUCCAUCUAGAUGCGGAGGGCAUCAGUCGUGUAAUUAUUGGAUUAGGGGAUCGAGGUGAUUGUGAAGAUAGCUACAGACUCUAUCGAUGGGUACGAGAGGGAGGACACGAAUCCUGUCGCAAACGGUGUAGCAUGAGUUCUAUUUAUCGAGCCAUGAUACAUAGUGCAACGAAAAACAACGAUAUUCGUAAAUUAGAAAGAGCCUGGGUAGAUAUGCAGUAUCGUAAGCAAUACUUGGGUGCAUGUCAUAAGGGGAAACAACCUCCAACCCUAUCCUCUUACAAUUCACUUUUAAAUGGAUAUGCAUCACGACUUCCAUAUCCUGAUAUAACAAGGAUAAAGAGAGCAUUCCAACGCAUGCUUAAGAUGGAUAUAAGUCCUAAUUUGGUGACCUAUAAUAUUUUGAUAAAGGCAUUUGUAAACAGUAAUAAUAUGGAUGCCGCUGUCCAGAUAUUCAAGGACAUGUCCAAUAAGCCGGGAAUACAACCUGAUAUUUGGACUGUAAAUACGCUCUUGAAAGGCUGGAUCAAUCAAAAAGAUUGGGAACAGGUAGAAAAUUUUGUUAAGGAAUUGAAGAAGAUGGAUAAAAUCAAGUUGGAUAUUGUAUCGUUUAAUUUAUUUGUACAGAGCUUUUUACAACUUGAUUCCUCAUCUAUAUCUUAUGCUCAUUUACUGAAAAAUCAGAAUAAAUGGCCAGAGCUAGAGAGAUUUAAGAGUACCGAGAAUUAUGCGUUGACAAGUGAUAUGAUUUGGGAAAUAUUUGAAAAGGCAACUGGUUAUCCAUGUUCUUUAAUUCAGUCUUCAGCAUACAAGAAGAAGGAACUAUCACUUCACUCAGAAUCAAACUCAUCCCUCUGUUGUCAACUAUUAGAUUUAGUCACUGAGAACAUCAGAUAUUCAGAUGAAAAAUACGCGUUUGUCGAGUUAUUUUCUGAAUCCACUAAAGCAGAUCAAAUCACAUAUAAACUCUUUAUGAAAGCCUUUUUAAAUGCGAAUGAUUAUAAAUCAGCUUCAAAAAUAUAUCAGUGGAUGGAUUUUCGGCAGAUUAUAACGUAAUGUAUAUCUAUUUUUUGUAUACCAAUAGAUACCUCUUUUUUUUUUUUUUU
This is a messenger RNA of Cokeromyces recurvatus, 3124 nucleotides long. RefSeq lists its product as uncharacterized. Gene Ontology annotation, molecular function: protein binding. The transcript has a single exon. The coding region runs from base 204 to 3074 and encodes 956 amino acids. Lineage: Eukaryota; Fungi; Mucoromycota; Mucoromycetes; Mucorales; Mucoraceae. The record is from RefSeq and is a predicted model, not a curated record.